Messenger RNA from Camelina sativa (false flax), 939 nucleotides. RefSeq lists its product as uncharacterized. The record is from RefSeq and is a predicted model, not a curated record. Lineage: Eukaryota; Viridiplantae; Streptophyta; Magnoliopsida; Brassicales; Brassicaceae.
AUGGGUUACAAAACCAAUUCUUACGACAUGGCAGAAGAAGCAACUUUGCCGAAAACGCAAGAUCGUGAACCCACAGGCAAAGAAGGUGGACUGGUAUGCACAGGUUUUUGCGGCGGUAUCUUCACCGUCAUCGCCUUAUUGGUGUAUCUCUAUAACUUCGUCGACAAUGCUCCCUGCGACGCCAAAUUCUCAAUCGAAUCCAUUGCCCUAUCUCCCUCCUCCGCUACAUGGCAUGUUGAUUUCCUCGUCAAAAACCCGAGCUCUAGGUAUUCUAUCCUCUACGGAGGCGACGAAACUACGGUGAGGCUAGGUCCCUUAAACGCUGCCGUUUUAAAUACUUCUCACGAACGUAAGUCUCCAAGUCACACGGCUUUCUCAGUGGAUUUCGUUGCCGAGGGUAAUACAAACGGCGUUGUUUUUGAACAAUUAGAUAUCAAGUUAAGGGCAAAGCAUAAAAAUUACGGAGAGAGCGAUAACGCUGGACAUGUUGAUAUAAGUUGUUACGUGGAGCUUUUUGCUAAUUCAGUCUCCGUCUCAAACGCAAACGUUUCAACCGCUGAUUGGAGGAUUGGUUUCGUCGCAAGGAGUCCAAAUACAGGCUGUGAAAUCUCUCUACAUCCUCUCAGUUCGCGUUUACUCCGUGGCAGCCAUGUUAUCUCCAACCCAUCAUCUCCCUCGCCGCUUUCUUUAGGAAACAGUACUGAUGUCGUUUUCGAGAAGGUGGUUUUGCCGCAAGUUACUGAAGACGUGAUUUGGGAUCUUCGUGUUGAGAUUUUGUAUGCUAUGAAGACACGUGUUAGAGAUGUAAGAGGUUUAUUGACGGCUGUUUGUCCCGAUAUUCCGGUGAAAUUCACGACGGAUCCGGCGGGAAAGAUGACGGGAUCGUUGCUAGGAUAUAUGAGACGGUGUGAGCUUGAAUUGCGCGCAGACUUGGCUUAG